UCCAGUCAAGAUUCUAGAUUCAGACAGGAUGGCAGUUUCAGACAGGAUUAGAGAUUUGGGCAGGAUUGGAGAUUCAAACAGGAUACCAGAUUCCCCUAAAUACAGACGCAUCAAGGAACAGGAUGAACUAGCAGCCACUUUCCACCCAGCAGACGUCCCCGAUAACAAAAAGUUCACCAAGACAGAAACACCCAAACCAGACUGCGUCACUAAAACAGACGGCGGGCAUUAUGACAGCGUGGACUACAACAGUCAGAUAGACUACCCACUGUACGAGGAGGAGGAAUAUAGCGACUACUACGACAGAAGCAAGACGUACGAUUACCAACGACAUCGGCAGCUGGUCAACAACGAUUACUCCAAUCCUGUUAUCAAGAAACCCAUGUAUAGCGGCGAUUUCAAAAAUGGCUACCAGCAAAAGGUUAAGCUGGGGAACGAUGACUACUAUGACCAGACUUUGAGACAAGGCGGUGAUUACCCGGCUGCAGAUUACGUCAUAGCGAAGGAGCAGCCGUCUGGAUCAAGGGAAGUAAUCGGACAGAAUAGCUACCAAGACUCGCAGCCCAGUCCACAUAAAAAGAUGAAUGGAUAUGCUCUGCCAGAGUUUACUUGUCCGUCUGUGUUUGGAAUUUACCCAGAUCCCAUUGACUGUCGCCAGUUUUACCAAUGCGUCUGGUUUGUGCCUUUCCAUCACAUGUGUGGUAUCGGCACUGUGUGGAACCAACAUAUGAAGAUCUGUGAUUGGCCAGGUUCAAACUCGUGUUUCACGUGAUGCUCAAAUAUGGCUGGAGCUUGAUUCGUCUGGACGCUAGAAAUGGCGCGAAAAUGUUUUCACUCGUCUGGACGCUAGAAAUGGCGCGAAAAUGUUUUCACUCGUCUGGACGCUAGAAAUGGCGCGAAAAUUUUCGAUUCGUCUGGAAGCUAGCAAUGGCGCGAAAACGUGGGGUGGUUUUGUACAGUUGACCUAUAUUGUUUGUACAUUUUGUUC
Gigantopelta aegis is the source of this 988-nucleotide messenger RNA. RefSeq lists its product as uncharacterized. Gene Ontology annotation, cellular component: extracellular region. NCBI's taxonomy places the organism in Eukaryota, Metazoa, Mollusca, Gastropoda, Neomphalida, Peltospiridae. The coding region runs from base 29 to 772 and encodes 247 amino acids. The transcript is spliced from 2 exons. Gene Ontology annotation, molecular function: chitin binding. The record is from RefSeq and is a predicted model, not a curated record.